Molecule: messenger RNA, 5900 nt
Organism: Acanthaster planci (crown-of-thorns starfish)
Lineage: Eukaryota; Metazoa; Echinodermata; Asteroidea; Valvatida; Acanthasteridae
Gene: dolpp1
Product: dolichyldiphosphatase 1
Biological process (GO): lipid biosynthetic process; protein N-linked glycosylation
Cellular component (GO): endoplasmic reticulum membrane; intracellular membrane-bounded organelle
Molecular function (GO): dolichyldiphosphatase activity
Source: RefSeq, a predicted model, not a curated record
AAAACAUUCAUCCGACCAUUGCAAAUUGCAUUGCACGGCGCUAGCAUAUUGCAACCACACGAGAUAGAAAUGCAUUUCCCCUUUCAGCGCCGAGACUGAGCAAGGAAACAACCACAGACUCUGACAGAGAAUGGAAGCGGGAAGGGAGGACCACACUGCCGAAGGGGAGGUGCAAUGGCGGCCGGUCUCCCUCACAUUUGUUGAAUAUCCGGAAGGUGACAUCAUCGGCAAGGCCUUGGCCUAUAUCAGUCUGGCUCCUGUCAUCAUUCUGGUGGGCUUUGCAACACUCAUUCUCUUCAGAAGAGAGAUCCACACGAUAACAUUUUUAUGUGGAAUCCUGUUCAACGAGUUUGUCAACUGGAUCACAAAGCAUAUCAUCAAAGAGCCAAGACCUGCAAGGGGUAAUCAGGAGAUGUUGUUCUCAGAGUACGGCAUGCCUUCAAGUCAUUCCCAGUUCAUGUGGUUCUUUGCAGUCUAUGUAGUUCUCUUUAUUUAUGUCAGGCUAGGACUUCAGCAGCAUAGCUCCACUAGUCUACUAGAGUUAGUGUGGAAACACUGUCUAGCCAUAGGGACCACAGUUUUAGCAUUGAUUGUUAGUUUUAGCAGAGUGUAUCUUGCCUACCAUACUGUGAGACAGGUGGUAUGCGGAGCCUUAUUGGGGACCAUCCUGGCUGUGCCUUGGUUUGCCUUUAACGAGGUUUUCCUGACCCCUCUCUAUCCCCGCGUGGUCUCCUUGAGAGUAGCCGAGAUCCUGAUGGUGCGAGAUUCCACCCUGAUUCCCAACGUCUUGUGGUUCGAGUACACCAAUGCCAGAACAGAGGCCAGAACAAGACAACGAAAGCAGGGCUGCGGCAACAAGAUGUCAUGACUACAUGUGAAGGAGGCGAUACGCGAGGAGUUACGGGACAGGUGCCAGCAUUCCUGAUUGCCACUACCCGGCCGGCCUUUGGCAAUGGGAAGGGCGCCCUCUAUCGUCUCACUGAAGCGUGUGGUAAGCUUGCUCAAUCUGCCACAUCGUUCCCGCCUCGUGCACUUUGAAGAUGAUGACACUUUCCGCAGCCAAGUUUAUUUAAAAAUGAUUCUCUCUUUUUUGCCUCUCAAGAAAUGCUUUCACAUUUUUUCCUGAUUUUUGUAUGGAAAGGGACCACCAGUGGGUAUAGUCAGGGUUUUUUUCCCGGGAGUGUUGACCAAUUUUUUUAUGUCUGUUUUGUUUUCUGUUCUCAUUUUCAAAUGGAAAGAACACACAGCGCACUAAGUGCAAAUAUAAGCAGUGUUUUCACAGAUGCAGAUAAAGAUGUUUUAAUCUCUACUUGGCUGUAUGCCAUUCAGAGCAUUAAUUACAUGAACAAAGGUUCAUAUUUCUUAUGAAUUCUAAGCGAAUCUGUCAACAGUGUCAUUUUGUUUUUGUAGUAAUUGAACAUUUUUUUUCUCACAAUUUUGUUUUUUUUUUCAUAUCUGUGACACAUUCCCUAAGACACAAGUAGCUUUGUUGACAAUGCCAACGGUAUAUUUGAAAGCAAGUCACGAAGAUUGUUUUACAAAUGCUGCACGGAAAUGAGUUAACAGCAGAAAGUCACAACAUCUGUCGAAUUAUUUGCGUUUCUGCCUGUUAGUCAUUUCUUUCUUGCUAACUCUUUCGUGUAAUUACCUGUUUUUUUCUGUCAGCAUCUUUUUUGUCUUAAUAAACUUUUGAAAGGUGAUUUUUUUCAUGGAGGUCAAUGGAUCUCAAACUAAAGCUGCCUGAGUAAUUUCUUGCUAUCCUCACGUCGUUUAUACAUAGUAUUGGUACAUGUAACACUCGAGUAUAUCUCACAUUCUCUCACAUUGUUAGAGACACUACAGAAAAUCUCUAAAUGUGCUGUAAACUUCAAAUUAUGUCUUGGACAAAACAAAAACAGAUUAUUUGGACGGCUCAUAAAAAGGGAUGGUUCUGUAACGACAUGCUGAGGAUGAAACCUUAGAUAAUAUAGGGGUCCCUAAUCCAUUUUGCAUCUUUUUUUCUCUCAAAACUUGCUUUAAACACCUUUUGGUCUUUUAAUUUUCAUGUAUCUAUCAUGGAAUAUAAAUACCUCAAGCAGCGAUCUGUAAGAAUUAAACAGUGGCAGAAUUUCAUCUGUUAAUGUUAUUGAAUGAAACCAAGAUUACGACCACCUUUUUCUAUUCAUUAUUUAUUGAAUAAUUUCACAGUUUUAAGUAAUGAAGAAAAAAAGAAAUUCUGCUUUAGCACUGCCUGCGAAAUUCUGCUUUAGCACUGCCUGCGUGAAACUUUCUAUUAAUGUUUCAAUUAUUUACCAAACGAAGGCUGUUAUUUACUGUACACAAGCGCAACAUUUGCAUGUCCUGUGUUGAAUCUAGUCCCAUACCUUUGUGGCCUGUAAAGAGACCAUUCACCUUUGACCUUUUCACCUUUCACCUGGCAUUUGAACAGACACUGACUUGGGGUUGGGGUGUUGCUACACUUCCCCCAGCAUAUUGCUUCAAGCGGGUCUAUCGUUCUUCUCUCCAACAAAAUAACUCCCAAAAUAUCCAACUCCCAAAAAUUCAACCAAAAAGUGACUUUUUUUCCUCCAGUUGUUCGGUCUGGGACUGAGGAAUAAAACUGAUUUCACCUGCAUGCAUUUGGCAACUUUUAAAGCUGCCUGUAUGUUUUUGUGCAAGAAAAGCAAGAGGAGAUCACAGCUGUUGUUUGUAUGGGUGCAAAUUUUCCAUGCAUUGCCAAGAGAAAAGAUCCAACAGACAUGCUUCAUCUGCGGCUUGUAACAGACUUUGACUUGAAUGCGUAUGAGUAAUAAAGAUUUGUAUACAUGUAUACAAGAAGCAUUACUCAGAAACCAGUACAUGUAUCCUGAAAGUGGGAGUUGAUGAAGGCUGUGUGCUCUGACCUAUUUAAUGAAAAUAAUGGAAUGCUGAGCAUGAAGUGAAGUAUUAAUCAAGAAAUUGGCUACACUUAAUUUUUUUUAAUUUCUUGUUCAAAUUAAAAUGAUGGGUUGUCAAGUUUACGGGUCAGUGGUUUCACACUUCAUUUGAAAACAUCAAAUAUCAAACUCGCACUUCAUUUGAAAAGAAUAUCAGGCUAUCCCAACUUGCCCUUUUGUAUGUUGUGCCCAUUUUGCCACUAUAAAUGUCCCAAAAAAAAGCGUUGUUGCUGGUGCUUCAGACUUUCAAACAAGCCCAAACAUUUAUACCCACCAGAACCAAACCGUAAAUAACUUUACUAGGAGGUAAACAUCAGAUUUGUGAAUGAUCGAGAGCAACCUCUAUGGUGGUUUUUCCUCAUAGAGUAUUCUUGUACAUGAACAUAUAUAUCUAUAGAGUCCCAUAAAAAAGUCCAUGUUUCAAAAGCCAUGUUCACUCCCAAGAAGUUAAUUUUUAAGCAUUGCUUGAAUCAGACUUCUCAGCUAAUUUUGCCUUUACCCAGACAGCGAUGGAGCAUGGUAUUGAUUUUAAAUUGUGACAUUUUAUACAAGAAAUCUUACAUUUGUAACAGUAGUCUGUAGAGGAUGCAUCUGUAUUGAUUGAGGCUGGUCCUCAGUUCAAAUUUUUUUUUUUAAAUAUAUGAAAGUGUAAUCCUUGUAACGAUGUCAGGAUGCCUAAAUAUUUGAAUGUGAAGUUAAUGUCUUGUUAAUAACGCAAAGCAAGUGCGCUUCUCAAGCAUGUGUAUGUGUAAAGCAUGCAGAUCAACUUUGCAGUAUCCUUGAGACUAUAAAAGUUAGGAAUGCUCCUCGUGGGGUGUUAAAAAAAUCUUAGAAUGACAGAGGCAUUUACUAAAAUGCUGAAGGAUUAGAAGGAAUAGAGCUUGGUGAAGUGGUUGCUGAAGUGAAGAUCAAAUUUGGAAUCCCACCCUGUGAUGUCAGUAGUUCAUGUCAUCUACUUAUUUAUUCUUUGUGAUUAAAUUAAGGAAUAGGUUUUAAAAAAUUGCCAUUUCAGAAUUAUUUUAGUGAUUGCUGUUUUACUUUCAAGUUCCACAUCAGGGCAUUUGUAAUUUUACACUAGGCCUAGAAUCGGUGCAUAAAUCUUCAUCUUUCUAAAAUGGCAAUAGAAACUGUUUUCUUCAAGUGAGAAGUGGUUGGCAUUUCACUUGCAAAGGUUUCUUUCACGGCACAUAUUUGAUUGUUCAAAGUCUUCAGCUAGUUGAACUUGCUUUGAACAUCCAACAUCACACUCUCAUUUCGUCUCCCCUCCUCUCCCCAAAAAAGAGGAAAAUCCCAUCUACAGAAGUGUGUUUCAGUCUAUUGAAUUUUUAAUGACAUCUUUAUCAGAAAUCACAGGGACUCUAAUUCUGUGCAGUGUGCAUACCUAACACUAUUCUGGGUGGAAUAUUCUGUUUUGUUUUGGAUACUAUUUUUAUAGGUUCGCACAGGCAUGUUGGUGGAGAUUGCCAAGUCGCUCUUGGGGAAGACAAAUUCAUGCAUUGAGCAUUGCCUUGAGUGCUGCAGUCAUAACUGACUUUUAAACGACACGAUUUGUAAAGAAAGGUGUCAUUUGUAAAAGACCUGUACAAGGGAACUGCAUUGGUCCAUUGGCAAGGAUGAGAACAGGCAAUUGAUUAUUUCUCUGUAAGCUUGGCUUCUGAGAGCUAAAUCAAGAACGUUGGUUAUUUGAAACAAAAAGGCACCAAGCUUAUAAGAUAAUGUUGCACUGGUACGGAGUUGUUAUUGAUUGGUCUGGAGUCCUGUCCCAGCAUUGCAGCAUGUCUACAUGCUUGAUGCCACUGGGCAGCAAAUGAUCAAUGUGGUAUUGAUUGAUUGGUUGAUUGAUUGGUUGGUUGAUUGUCUUGUUAGUUGACUUCAACCGACUUUUUUAUAUGCAAGACUGAAAUUGGUUCAUGCUUGUCUCACUUUCCUUUUUAAAAAUGCACACAUCGUAUAUCACAAUUAUGAUUUAAUCAAAGGCUGAUACAGACUUGAUAAUUUUAGGAAAAAAUUGCUAAGGAUAACACUGUAUGGUUCCAUAUUGUAUUACUUUGGAAUUCUUUAAAUUUCAAUUGAGAAGUAUCCAAAGACAUGACAAAAAUAAUUCUACAUGAUGAUGUACUGAGAUGAUUUACAUCGCAUCUAAUGGGAAAUAAUUUUGUUUCCAUCCUCCAGUUGGCAUUCCUAAGGUGGUUUUGUAAUGAAUCAUGUGUACUGGUUUACUGAAUAUUGUGAAGUUGAACACUUUCAUCGUUCUUUUUUAUUCUCUCGAUUAAAAAUGGAGUGGUUUUAGAGUGAAAUUUCCACUGUCAACUUUGGACCAAACGAUGAAGUUAAAGUUGAAUUGAUUUAUUCCGAAUGAAAGUCUCAUUUUGCUUUAUAACAAUGCUCUCGAAUACAGUUUCCUAACCUGUGAAUUAUUUGCAGCAAAUUCGAUUGAAAUAUUUUGCAACUUUCCAAUUGACAACCGUCAGAGCAUGCUCAUGAGAAUGAUUUGACAUUAAAGUCACUAAGGUCAAAGGUUGAAGAUCUGUGUACAUGAACGACCUCAAGAUUCGUAUGCGGCCCACAAGAUGUGAACUCAAGGUUAAGUGUGUCAUGUAAUUUUGCUCACAUGACCUCAUUGUUAGUUGAUAUGACGAGGUCACUGGCGGAUGCCGAAUGACCUCAAGUCAAAGAAAUAAAAGUGGUAAAUUUUUUUGGGGGGGGGCCUUUUUAAAAUCUGCUUUAAGCGAGGAAUUGAAAUCGCAUCUUUUUCAGAAGAUAGAAACUAGUCUUUUCCUUUAAAUCAAAGAACAAGAUCUAUGAAUGAUGGUAAUGUAAUCUUUUAAAAAAAAUGCUCAAUAAACAUGCAUGAAUUCAACAAUAUUUGAGUAUAUCUGUUAUGUAUGAUGUAUGUCUUUUUCUGAUUUGUGUCGAGUGUAUGUCAAGUGCAUAAAAUGCAAAUUUUAACUAGAUACUGUGACAUUAAAAUGACACUGACCAAUA